AUGGACGCCGUCGACGAUGCACCCGGACUGGGUGUGCGCUUGAGGCAGUCGUUUGUGCGAUGCCUCCAAGCAUUUAAACGCAUUGAUUUGAAUCCCGAGACCGCAUUCAAGCGCAGACGCCCGCCACCCGCACCACGCCGCGUUUUGGUCAACCUGCCGCUUCCCGAAGAGGCCCUGGAUGCUCGUGGACGUGUGAUUUCGGCCAAGUAUACCAUCUACAACUUUGUUUUCAAGAACCUACUCGAGCAGUUCCGCCGUGUAGCGAAUAUUUUUUUCUUGGUGCUUGUAAUCUUGCAGUUCUUCCCGCAAUUCACCACGAUCAGCCCAGGUGUCGCUAUGCUUCCACUGCUGAUCGUGCUCUUUAUUACCAUGGUCAAAGACGGGUACGAGGACGUCAAGCGUCACCAGUCGGACCACGCUGUGAACCACCAGCGUGCGCGCGUACUCGCCGGUCAGGCAUUCAAGAACCAUAAUAGGACUGAGCUCAAGUCACGCAGCCUGCAGAUGGUCAUGCAAACAUGGAAGCGGUACCUGAUCCCGGCGUCGAUGCGGAAACGCUUUGGCCCGAAAAAGUCCGCUGUGCCGAUCGACGAGAUGAACGACCAUUCGAUACACGAGCCGAUACCGCGUACUUUUUCGCCAAGACCCAUGUCACCGCCGCUCAUGUCACCCAUUUUGGAGAACGACCCCGACGGGAUCAUGCCGUCGGAGCCGCUGCCUGGCGGGCACACGGAUGCAGUGCGCCCCAGCCACUCACAAAUGCGCCCAACAACGCCCCACUCUACCAUCAGUGAGGCAGCGCGGCCGCGCACACCGCAGCCGCGGGACAGCUUCAUGUCCGAGCGUAGCGGACAUCAUAUGUCGCGCUUGCGUUGGAAGUCGCGCCACUGGGAGGACGUUCAUGUGGGUGAUAUUGUCAAGCUUCAUAUCAACGACCCGGUUCCGGCAGACAUGCUGAUUUGUGCAACGAGCGAAGAGGACGGCAGCUGCUACGUCGAGACCAAGAACCUGGACGGUGAGAUCAAUUUGAAGAGCCGCUUUGCAGUGCCGGAACUGGCGGAUAUGCGCACAGAGGAGAGCUGUAUUGAGCGUCAGUUUGAUGUGCAAGUCGAGGCGCAGCACACGGACAUGUACCAUUUUAAUGCGCGUGUAAAUUUGCACGAUUCGGUCGACGAGAAUGGCGAGUCGGUGACAUGUCCCGUAACGCUCAACCAGGUGCUGCUGCGUGGGUGCACCUUGCGCAACACGGACUGGGUGGUUGGUGUCGUGCUCAUGACGGGUGUCGACUCGAAGAUUGUGCUCAACUCGGGCGAUACGCCAAGUAAGCGUAGCCGCAUGGAGUUCCUUAUGAACAAGAUGGUGUAUGUGAACUUGGCCAUUAUUGGUAUUAUGGCCGUCGUCUGUGCUAUUGCCGACUCGCAGCUGGAGAAGCAUUACUUUUCGCGCAACGCAUACUGGGAAUACUUGGCGACUCAAAAUGACGACAAUCCGAGCUUGAAUGGACUCGUCGCAUUUGCCAAUUCGCUCAUUACCUUCCAAAACAUUGUCCCUAUCGCUUUGUACAUCUCGUUUGAGGUCGUGCGCACCAUUCAGGCUCUGUUCAUUUUUGAAGACCAUGAUAUGUACUACGAGAAGAACAGCCGCCGCACGACGGCCAAGUCAUGGAACUUGUCGGACGAGCUGGGCCAGAUCGAGUACAUUAUCAGCGACAAAACCGGCACGCUCACUCAGAACCUCAUGAUUUUCCGCCAGUGUGCAAUAGGCGGUAAUGUGUACAAAGGUGGCGGCGAAGCGCCACGAUUGAAGGAGGGCCGCCGUCACCUCACAGUACGCGCGUCCUUACCCGAUGUGCCGUCGUAUUACGACGACGACUUAACCCAACACAUCCACGACACCACAUUACCGGACCACGAAAUUAUCAACGACUUUUUCCACUGCCUUUCGUUGUGCCACACAGUGCAUGUUACGCACACUGACGAGAAGAACGUGAUCCAGUACCGUGCCGAGUCACCUGAUGAACAGGCGCUCGUCCAGACGGCAGCCGAUAACGGCUAUGUGUAUUGUGGACGCCAUAUCAAUACGGUCGAGCUGCAAUUACCCAACUCGGAGCAGCGUGAGCGGUACGAAAUUCUGCAAGUGCUUGAGUUCUCGUCCGCGCGUAAGCGCAUGGCUGUUAUUCUCAAGGCGCAUGCCAAUGGCAAGAUUAUCAUGUACGCCAAGGGUGCCGAUGCAAUGAUAUACUCGCGCCUUGCAGCUGGCCAGGACGAGGCAAUCCAGUCAACCGACAAGGCCCUAGAGCAGUUUGCGAGCCAGGGUCUGCGCACAUUGUGCAUGGCGAAGAAGGAGCUGGAUUCCGCCUGGUACAAGGAAUGGGCGCGUAAGUACCAACAGGCAGCCGUCUCGACGGAGAACCGUGAGGAGCAAAUGGAAGUGCUGGCCAGCGAGAUUGAGCAGGAAUACAUACUCCUAGGUGCUACGGCCAUUGAGGACCGGCUCCAGGACGGUGUGCCGGAGACGAUUGCGGAUUUGAAGCGCGCGGGUAUCAAUAUCUGGGUGGCUACCGGUGACAAGCUUGAGACGGCCAUUGCCAUUGGCUACAGCACGAUGCUUUUGUCGCCUGACAUGAACCUCGUCGUCGUCCGGGGUGGUGAAUACGGCACGCCGAACUCUGCCUAUGCUCAGCUAGAGCAUGCGCUGGAACGCUUCUUUGGCGGUGUUGAUGAGUCGGCGAUGACGCACCCACCGCCGCCGGUGACGACGGAUGCAGCUGACCCAGGGAACCGUACCAUGAAGAGCAUCACCUCGCUUGUGGGACAGGACAAUGGUACGCGCCCUGGCGGCUAUGCGCUGGUCAUUGACGGGCAUGCCCUGGGCUACGCGCUCGAAGAGCCACACAGCCGCGAGUUACUGCUAAUGGUGGCCCAGCACUGCCGAGCUGUGGUGUGCUGUCGGGUUAGUCCGCUGCAAAAGGCGCUGAUUGUAAACCUGGUGCGCGAUGGGCUCAAGGGUCUCACGCUGGCCAUUGGUGAUGGUGCGAACGACGUGUCGAUGAUUCAAGCGGCACAUGUCGGUGUCGGUGUGGCCGGUGAAGAGGGUCUGCAGGCGGUCAACUCGUCGGACUAUGCUAUCGGCCAAUUCCGCUUCCUGAAACGCCUGCUGUUGGUGCAUGGUCACUGGUCGUACUACCGCAACAGCAAGAUGGUCAAUGUAUUCUUCUACAAGCAGAUGGUGCACACGGGCACACUGUUCUGGUUCCAGAUCUACUGUGCGUGGUCGACGUCUCAAGCUAUCGAUUAUGUGUACUUGCUGCUGUAUAACGCCAUUUGGACCGUCUCAGCUGUUGUUGGCAUUGGUAUCUUUGACCGCAAUUUGUCUGACCACGUGUUGAUGCAGGUGCCUGAGCUGUACAAGAGCUCUCGCGAAGGACGGUACUUUAGCAUGUGGAAGUUCACGGUGUACAUGGCGGAUGGUGUGGUACAGUCGGUGAUAUUGUUCUUCUUUGUCAUGUACUACUAUGACACAACGACGCCGCGCCAGGACGGAUACGAUAUUGACCUCUAUGAGCCUACCUCGGGCAUGGUGCUCGCCACAGUGUUGGCAGCCAACCUGUAUGCGGGUAUUGAGUCUCUUUCGUGGACGUGGUGGAUCUUUGGUGUCGUGUGGAUUCCGACACUGUUGAUGUUUGUGUUCGAGCCGAUUUAUGCGGCUUUCCCGCCGGACACGAUCUGGACAUACUCGUGGGGCAACAACUACUUGCUGUACCGCUCUGCCCAGUUCUGGCUUAUGGGCAUUAUCACUGUGUUUCUGUCGCUCCUUCCACGUCUUUUGUAUGAAUACCUCCGCCUCCUUUUCUUCCCCACUGACGUGGAUAUCAUGCGGUAUAUCGACACACGUGAGCCGUCGCACGACUACAAGAAUGACCCACGCAUGCCUGGUCUACGGACAGCGCACGCGUAUGAUGCGGAACCGGAGGCCGAUAUCUCGCGCGGCCCGAUGAAUGAUACCUACCCAUUGAUGCCGACGUCCAGCCGCACGAGCAGCAUCUACUAUGAUAUGAACACAGGCCAGCAGUCGCUUUACCGAGGUUACUCGUUCUCGGCCUCCGAUGCACCCACGGCACGGCCGCGUGGCAUGGUGCGACGCCUCAAGCGCUUGCUUCGUCCGCGGCGCCACCACGAGUCAGAGCAGGAUAUGCCGUACAUGCGUGCGCGCGACAGUGCGAUGGCAGUUCCGUUGUCCAGCGGCCCAGAUACAGAGGUUGAGACCGAGGAACUGAAGCGCGAGUCAUUUGUUGAUGAGUCUGUGAUACCGGAUCAGACCCACGACUCGGACCAUUCCCGCUACGAGACGGCUGCGGCGGCACCCGUUACUUCACUGCCCGAGCGCACUCAAGACACGCGCAUUGAGCCGCCCUUGUUUAUGCCUAAUUCCUCGUCGCAUCCCACUGUAUCGGACGCAUUUUUCACUGCCCUGGACCACCAGAACAACGUUUCGUCCAAUUCAGGACGCGCUUUGUAG
Messenger RNA from Malassezia sympodialis ATCC 42132, 4518 nucleotides. RefSeq lists its product as uncharacterized. Gene Ontology annotation, molecular function: ATP hydrolysis activity; ATPase-coupled intramembrane lipid carrier activity; ATP binding. The record is from RefSeq and is a predicted model, not a curated record. NCBI's taxonomy places the organism in Eukaryota, Fungi, Basidiomycota, Malasseziomycetes, Malasseziales, Malasseziaceae. Gene Ontology annotation, cellular component: plasma membrane. Gene Ontology annotation, biological process: phospholipid translocation. The transcript has 2 exons. Bases 1 to 4518 code for a protein of 1505 amino acids.